AUGCAUGACGAAGUGCGGGAGUUGAGUGUUGUUUUCAGUGUGGGUGAGGUGGAUGAUCCAGAUUCUUUGGCUCAAAAUCUUGAUGAAUGUCUCCAGUUAUGUUUGGUUUGCGUUUCAAAAUGGGGUUGUCGUGAAAGCUUUCGUUUGAAUGUACUGAAUAGGAAAAAAAGUUUAUUUAAAUCGUCAGUCAAAGGUAGAGUUGUACGAGACGAAGCAGGCGUUGAGCGUAGUCUUCGACAGAGAAGAGUUAGUUUUGAACGAUCGAAUUCUUACAAAGCCGACAAUAAUUUCACUGAUACGAGAGAUGUCUACACAGAAGAUUAG
Messenger RNA from Loa loa (African eye worm), 324 nucleotides. RefSeq lists its product as hypothetical. The record is from RefSeq and is a predicted model, not a curated record. The coding region runs from base 1 to 324 and encodes 107 amino acids. Lineage: Eukaryota; Metazoa; Nematoda; Chromadorea; Rhabditida; Onchocercidae. The transcript is spliced from 4 exons.